This is a messenger RNA of Rhododendron vialii, 2666 nucleotides long. Its product is annotated as serine/threonine-protein kinase STY46-like. Lineage: Eukaryota; Viridiplantae; Streptophyta; Magnoliopsida; Ericales; Ericaceae. Gene Ontology annotation, molecular function: protein kinase activity; ATP binding. The record is from RefSeq and is a predicted model, not a curated record. Gene Ontology annotation, biological process: protein phosphorylation. The transcript is spliced from 16 exons. The coding region runs from base 178 to 1833 and encodes 551 amino acids.
GAGAGAGAGAGAGAGAGAGAGGAGGCCAGGAGGGAGGAGAAAGGUUGAUGAACGAAACCCGCCUCAAAGCAGCACUAUUCGUACAGCCCGCUCCUUAUAUACUAGACUGUCGUCCACAUUCACAACUGUACAUCUCUACAUAUAUAUUAUCCGCACAUAUACACAUAUAUCCAACCAAUGGCAGUGGCGGAACCGUCGCCGGCGGCGAACUCCCGGCAGCAGAUGACGAAGCGCGAGGUUUACAACGAGGUACUCCGCAGGCUGAAAGAAUCGCCGAAUGUCGAGGAGGUUGAACAGCCUGGCUUCGACGAUCAACUUUGGGCUCACUUCAAUCGUCUCCCCACUCGUUAUGCACUUGAUGUGAAUGUGGAGAGGGCGGAAGAUGUUCUGAUGCAUAAGCGUCUAUUGCAACUGGCUCAUGAUCCUCUUAAUAGACCUGCGUUUGAAAUUCGGCUAGUGCAGGUUCCACCCAUAACCGCUGACGGAAAUACUGAUGAUUCUACUCGUCCAAGUUCUCUGCGGAAUCGAGGUCCCCAAAGCAUUCAUCCACCACCUGCUUUUGGUUCAUCUCCAAAUCUCAUAGCACUUGCACUAGAAGAUGGGGACAGUACUGUUCGCGGUCUUCAAUAUUCCCGACCCAUGCAUGAAAUCACGUUUUCAACAGAUGACAAGCCAAAGGUCCUCAGUCAGUUGACAACCUUGCUAGCUGAGGUUGGACUGAACAUCCAGGAAGCCCAUGCUUUUUCUACAACAGACGGGUACUCCUUGGAUGUCUUUGUCGUUGAUGGUUGGCCUUAUAAGGAAAUUGAGCAGCUCCGCACAGUAAUAAAGAAGGAAUUGUUGAAGAUAGAGAACCGGUAUUUGCCAAAGCGUCUUUUGAAAGCUCAUGUGGAUGAGCAGGAGCAAACAGUUAUUCCACGUGAAAUUGAUCAUUUGAAAAUUCCUAAUGAUGGGACUGACGUGUGGGAAAUUGAUCCUCGACUUCUUAAAUUCGGGAAACAAGUUGCUUCUGGGACAUAUGGCGAUCUAUACAAAGGUACUUACUGCAAUCAGGAAGUAGCUAUCAAAAUCCUGAAGCCUGACCAAAUAAAUGCAGACUGCCGGAAGGAUUUUGCUCAAGAAGUAUUUAUUUUGAGGAAAGUUCGGCACAGGAAUGUUGUACAAUUCAUUGGUGCAUGUACCCAAUCUCCAAGCUUAUGCAUUGUUACAGAAUUUAUGUCUGGUGGAAGUGUGUAUGACUAUCUCCACAAACGAAAGGGUACUUUUAAGCUACCAUCUUUAUUAAGAGUAGCAAUCAAUAUCUCAAAGGGCAUGGACUACUUGCACCAGAACAAUAUAAUUCAUAGAGACUUGAAGGCUGCCAAUCUUCUGAUGGAUGAGCAUGAUGUUGUUAAGGUGGCUGAUUUUGGAGUUGCUAGAGUAAAAGCUCAAUCUGGAGUUAUGACGGUAGAAACCGGGACAUAUAGAUGGAUGGCUCCUGAGGUUAUAGAGCACAAGAGUUAUGACCACAAGGCUGAUAUUUUUAGCUAUGGAAUUGUAAUGUGGGAGUUGUUAACUGGAAAGAUUCCAUACGAGUAUUUAACCCCUUUACAAGCUGCCGUUGGAGUAGUUCAACAGGGUUUACGGCCUACCAUUCCAAAGAACGCUCAUCGAAAACUUGCUGAGCUGCUUCGGAAAUGCUGGCAGCAAGAUCCAACUUCAAGACCCGACUUUUCUGAAAUAACAGAAAUCCUGCAGCAAAUUGCAAAGGAGGUUGAAGAUGAGGGAGAUGACCGACGCAAAGAGAAAUCAUCCGGCGGAUUCCUUUCAGUCCUCAAGCGGGGACUUAACUGACGCAAAGGGGGACAUGGUUUUUACAGUUAUACAUGAGCUAAUACGUGUUUACAUUUAUAAUUGUGGCCAUUUCCCAUCUGCUUUUUUCAUCUGAACUCUGUAGCUUUUGUUCUAUUGAUCGACGUUUCAUUGACGGUUCUUUCUGAUACCCUUUUUUUUUUUGUUUUUUUCAAUUUUGCUAUGGGUACUACACAUUUGUACCGAAAGGUGUACAACACGCUAAGGUAGAAGGGGGGCCACCGAAGAGUUCAAAAUGAACUCAAAACAACAUCCUGAAAAUUAGAGAGAGAAAAAGGAACCCGUCUUUUUUUCAAAUUCCAACUCUGAAAACCUACCCCAAACUCAUCGACGCCGACAAAUCCCCCCAAGCGCCAUUAACGGCAACCGGCGCCUCCAAGUCCAAGCAAAAAAUUGGUACGUCUCUCUCUCUCUCUCAUGAGGUUUGGGAUGCGAAAGGGGGCUAUUGGUUGAGGUGAGGUUAGAGGUUGUUAAAUGGGCUUUUGGGGGAGUCGAUGUGCUGUGUAGGAGGAGAACGCGACGAGCUGGAGUGGAAAGUUGCGGCUGUGGAGGGGGAGGAGAGGGUGGUGGGUUUGAUCUUAAAAUGAAAACCCUAUAUCUUAAAUUUUUUUGCUCUGUAAAAUCCAAACUCAAUUUUUUUUUCUUGAUAUGGGCUUCCGACCAUGAAUUUUUCUUGUUUAUGGGGUUUGUGCUUCAUCAGAAGAAAGCUCAUUUCGACGGCGAACAACACUCUGUUACUCAAAUGGCAGAGAUGAUCAAGCAAAUCUCAACCUAUGUGAAACAUUCAAUGGAGAAUCUGGACUAUGGUGUGGUUG